ACAUAUUUUUUUAAUCACCACUUAGUUUUUUCUUUUUUUUCUUAAUUAUUUACUUUUUUUAAAGCUGCCCUACUUGUUCUCCAAGAUUCCAUGUCACUGAACGUUUGCUCAACUGCAACCACAAAGCAUUAGGGAAGUCUUUUUUGGUGUUUUUCUCUGUAGUCUUGUCAAAGUAUUCUCAUUAAAUGAAAGACACGAGUGUGCGGUAUCUCAAAUUCUUUUGAACAACUUCUUCAGCCAGGGUUUGUCCAUUUCUCCUCCCUGAGGAUGGACCAAGGUGGUCCGAGCCCUCAGAAAACCUUUGUGUCAACUUUUCAUCUGGUGCUUAAGCCAUCCGCCCCCAAGUUUGUAGAAAGGGGAGCGCAGGAUGGUCACAGAAGGAAUGUUCAGGGGAACAGCAAACUGAAAAACGCAUCCAAAGGAAACGAACAGACCCCUACGCAUCCUCUUAAGGAUUCUCAUGUGAAAGAACCUCUGAGGAAUUGCAAAGUUGAAGCCGGAAGUGAUGACACAAAUAAUGGCAUUAUCGCAGGAAGUCAGUCUCUCAGUGUUUCCUUGUUACACAACGGUCCUCCAGUGGAGUUCAAGGACUCCCAAGAGCAGGUGGAGGUGAGGGCCGGGGAACCAGUCAGGCUCCACUGUGUCUUUACCAGUCUCUGUCUUCCUGUGGUGUCCUGCUGGGUCCACAACAGAGAAAAGGUGCUUGUAAAUGGACCACGGAACCAUGUAAAGAGUGGUGAGACAGAGAGCUGUGUGGAGAUAUCCCAGACUUGUCCAGAUGACGCCGGCUCCUACACCCUAGUGGUGCGGAACCGAAGGGGCUGUGCUUAUCACACAGUGGUUCUCAGUGUCAAAGACCGCCCCCAUCGCCCAGCCUCCAGCCCCAUCAUCUCCCAACUCUCCUCCAAGUCUUUGGUCCUCUCCUGGACUGGGCCUAGCUAUGACGGCGGAAGCGCCAUCACUGGUUACAUAGUAGAAGUCAGACAAGAGGUUCCUGACAAGCCUGGGGACUGGACUGAACUGACCACCCACUGUAUGAACACCUCGUAUCGGGUACGCUCAGGCCUGGAGCCCCUGGGGCAGUAUCGCUUCAGGGUGAGGGCCUCCAACUCUGUGGGGACCAGUGAGCCGAGCAACAUGUCCGACUGCGUCAAGAUGGACACUAAAGGAGAAAAGAAAGAAGAGCCUGAAUCUUACGUCACUUUUACCAUUGACACCAAAAACAAAGUAAAAGACCAUUACAACAUACAUGAGAAGCUGGGGGUGGGCAAGUAUGGACAGGUGUUCCGUCUGGUUCACAGAGAGACAGCUCAGGUGCAUGCUGGGAAAUUUUACAAAGGACGCAGUUCCAAGGAAAAAGCUGCAGCACUCCGAGAAAUUGAGCUUAUGAACUGUCUCCACCACCCCAAACUGGUCCAGUGCCUGGGGGCUUACCAUACCCGUUCUGAGAUUGUCAUGGUGUUGGAGUACAUUGCCGGAGGGGAGCUGUUUGAACGCAUUGUGGACGAAAACUACGAAUACAAUGAGCCCACAUGUGCUCGCUACAUGCAGCAGCUCCUGGAGGGUAUCCAGUAUGUUCACAAGCAGAAUAUCAUCCAUCUGGACCUUAAGCCUGAGAACAUCGUGUGUGUGGACACCACUGGAACCCGGAUCAAGAUCAUUGAUUUUGGCUUGGCCCAUAAACUAGAGCCUGGUGUUUCAUUGACAGUGUUGCAUGGAACCCCAGAGUUUGUGGCCCCUGAGGUCAUCAAUUAUGAACCAGUCAGCCUGAAAACAGACAUGUGGAGCAUUGGAGUCAUUUGCUUUGUCUUGUUGAGUGGUGAGUCCCCAUUCCAGGGUAACAGUGAUACAGAGACCUUGGCUCAAGUGACGGCUGCUUGCUACAAGUUUGACGAGGACAGUUUUGAGGACAUCUCUGACCAGGCAAAAUACUUCAUUGACUCCCUUCUCAAGAAGGACAUAAGAUGUCGGUUGUCAUGUGACGAGGCUCUGGCCCACCAUUGGUUGGUUUCCUUCACCUCCAUGAUCCGCCGACCCACCAAGUCCCUCAGAAAAGACAAGAUGAAACACUUCCUGGCCAGACGCAAAUGGAGGAAAACAGGUAAAGCUGUUCUGGCACUACAACGUAUGGCCAACCUCUCCAGCAAGCCAUAUCCUCCUUGCAACUCUGGGGAGGAACCUAGCUGGGGACCUGAAGCAAAGCUGGCAAUCCAGUCUUUGGAGAAGAAGCUAGAGAAGGAGCCGUACUUUGACCAGGUCCUAAAGGACACCACCUUACCCAGUGGUGCCACUGCCCGCCUGGCCUGCCACAUUCAAGGUCACCCAAAACCACAGGUAGAAUGGCUCCACGAUGGAAUCCCUGUUGAGCAGUCUGCCAGGGUCACUGUUGAGUAUGAAAAGGAUGGCCUGUGGGCGUUGGUCCUGACUGACCUGGUUCCUGCCGACUCUGGAGUUUACGAGUGCAGAGCCACCAAUGACCGAGGAAGGGCGCUGUCUACAGCCAAACUAACUGUUGAGCUCUGAACAACAAAUGCUGUGAAAAGAGGAAGAUUGGGUAUGGUCUCAACUGUUGAUCCACGCUAAAUGUUUCUAAAGGUGAAAAUAGCCUUUCUGAGUUUUAAAACAUUAUCAGAAUGUACUUAGUGGAAACAAGCAUGAAGGGAAGGUGAUAAAUAUUGUGUAUGUAUAUUUCAGAAUACCAUUAGAUUUAUUUCACAUUUGUUCUCUGAUCCACAACAUGGAAAGAAAAAGCUGUUUGUCAUGCAGCAUUUUAAUUAAGUCAACAUUUUUGUCAAAAUGGUAUGCAUGGAAAAGAAUAACGUGUUUUUGGGGAAACUAGACUCACUAUCAACUGUGCAUUCGUUGGGUUUGCUAGUAGGAUGAGAAAAACCUUUGGAAUCAAGGUUAAAGUAUAGCUGAUUCAUCAUGAUCCAUUUAUUUAGCUUGAAAGUUGUGGGAUAGCUUUUAACUAAUUCAUUUUGAUGUCUGAAAUAUUAUUUAUUUACAGUGCAUUUUGGUCUUCAGAAAAUAUAGUAAGGAUUGUCUGAUUUUCAUAAUCAGCCUAAACAAUGAUUUAUAUAUAAAAGCAGAUCCAUUUUUAAGCAACAGGGCACAAACUCAUUAACCACUUUCCAUGUAAAUCCACAGGCCAUUUUCAUUUUUAAAAUCAGCUAACAAAUGCAGCAUUGUAAAUUAAUAAACAAACUACAUUUAAAAAACUACUGUGAAAAGUCAUUUAGGCACCGAGUCUUGUUUGGAGUUACAUCCACCUGGUUUUGCGAGAACGGCACAUCAGUCUUUUCAACUGUUCAACCAUCGCCACUAAAUG
This is a messenger RNA of Hypomesus transpacificus, 3328 nucleotides long. Its product is annotated as myosin light chain kinase, smooth muscle-like. The record is from RefSeq and is a predicted model, not a curated record. Gene Ontology annotation, biological process: protein phosphorylation. The transcript has 15 exons. Lineage: Eukaryota; Metazoa; Chordata; Actinopteri; Osmeriformes; Osmeridae. The coding region runs from base 268 to 2523 and encodes 751 amino acids. Gene Ontology annotation, molecular function: ATP binding; protein binding; protein kinase activity.